Molecule: messenger RNA, 2499 nt
Organism: Bombina bombina (fire-bellied toad)
Lineage: Eukaryota; Metazoa; Chordata; Amphibia; Anura; Bombinatoridae
Gene: STX1A
Product: syntaxin 1A
Exons: 10
Coding region: 462-1328 (288 amino acids)
Biological process (GO): exocytosis; intracellular protein transport; synaptic vesicle fusion to presynaptic active zone membrane
Cellular component (GO): endomembrane system; presynaptic active zone membrane; SNARE complex
Molecular function (GO): SNARE binding; SNAP receptor activity
Source: RefSeq, a predicted model, not a curated record
UAGAGGAGGAUAGAGGAGGAUGUCAGGGAAGUGCACAGCUAGGAGGGUAGCAGACUGUAAGUAGGGAUGUGAUUGCAGCAAUCAGGCGGAUUGGUGCUGCACAGGUAGAAGAGGAUGUAUCGCUAAAGACAUAGAGGAGUUCCAAAAAACAAGUGUCUGGAAGAGGAGGCUGAAACAGACAAAUUAGUUAUAAUUAAUACGCAGCUGAUUUAUGUCUGAAGGAAGAUAGUUAAAUAUAUAUCAUUAACUAUUUCAUUUCUGUUAAAGUACAUCAUAUAAUGUACCAAGUGCUAUAAACUAUUGGGAGAAAUAUACGAAGUAAUAGUUCGCAGGGGCAUCGUACCCAUUGCAUAUGCACGUAUGAUAUCCUAAGGGGACAGUGACCCAGGAGGUGUGCAAUUCUCAGACAUCUGUCCCUGUUUGUUCCUGGGAGCCCAGCUUGCCUCCCUGUGUGACUCAGGAUGAAGGAUCGUAUCCGGGAGCUCCGUGCGGCAAAGGACAGUGAUGAAGAUGAGGAAGUUGCUGUCACUUUGGAUCGAGAUCGCUUUAUGGAUGAGUUUUUCGAACAGGUAGAAGAGAUCAGAGGGUUUAUCGAUAAGAUUGCUGAGAAUGUGGAGGAAGUUAAGAGAAAUCACAGCGCUAUCCUUGCGUCACCCAACCCAGAUGAGAAAACCAAGGCUGAGUUGGAGGAGUUGAUGUCGGACAUUAAAAAGACAGCCAACAAGGUCCGCUCCAAGCUGAAGAGUAUUGAACAGAGCAUUGAGCAAGAAGAAGCAUUGAAUCGCUCCUCUGCAGACCUCCGUAUAAGAAAAACCCAGCAUUCAACACUGUCACGCAAAUUUGUGGAGGUGAUGUCUGAAUACAACGCCACGCAAUCAGAUUACCGUGAACGUUGCAAGGGCCGCAUCCAGAGACAGCUUGAAAUCACUGGAAGAACCACAACCAGCGAGGAACUGGAGGACAUGCUCGAGAGUGGAAACCCAGCAAUAUUCUCUUCUGGGAUAAUCAUGGACUCCAAUAUUACGAAACAAGCACUGAACGAAAUUGAGACUCGGCACAGUGAAAUCAUUAAACUGGAGAACAGUAUCCGAGAACUGCAUGAUAUGUUCAUGGAUAUGGCAAUGCUGGUGGAGAGUCAGGGUGAGAUGAUCGACCGCAUAGAGUAUAAUGUCGAGCAUGCUGUGGAUUAUGUGGAAAGAGCCGUGUCGGAUACCAAAAAGGCUGUAAAGUACCAGAGUAAAGCUCGAAGAAAGAAGAUUAUGAUUAUUAUUUGCUGUGUAGUACUUGGUAUCGUCAUUGCUUCAACGUUUGGAGGAAUAUUUGGAUAGACCACCCAGACUUCCACGGAUUGCAUGGCAAGAGAAAUGCGGCCCACGGUGCAAGCCGCAAGAGAACUUGGGGAACUGACUGUGAAAACAUGCUUCCUGAGUGGAGAGCCCCUCUGCAUGACAACCCUGUGUGUAACCCAGCGCACGUACCCAGGAAGAGACUCAACAUUUGAUGUGGGAGGGGAAGGAAGGGGUGCAAUGAAGUAAAACCAUCAGCAAGGCAGUGGGGGGAAAAGAGAAGUCCUUCGUUGUAGUUGAGCGUUUAAGCAAUGAAUCCAACCAGGUGCUUUUAGGAAUAAUUUUAGGGUUAGGGUUCCUACAAUGCCUUUAUAUUCUAAUUUAGUGCCCAUCAGAUGCCUUCUGGAUUUAAAUUAGAUGUCUUUAACACAGCCAACUAGACAACAGUGUUGGUCCAAUGUGCCAAGCAGGGCAAGCUUUUUUUCUCUUACGAAAUCCCCCUUCUCCCUCCUGAAAAUCCUUGGGACAAUGCGCUGUACAGACUCUUGGCCUCCCCUUUGCAUGUCAGGGGUUCAGUGUUUGGUUAAACUUUUCAAGGUCGGAAACUGUUUUGUGUCAUCCUGUCCUCUACUAUACCAAUACCUCUCCUGGAGAGGGGCACAUCCUUAUGGGUUUGGGGGUUUUUUUUCAAUUUUUUUUUUUUUUAAAUAAGGUGAAUUCAUUCCCUUUUGUAAUUUUGUGAACUUUGUCUGCCUAUAUGUCUCUCUCUAAUCCACAUAUGCAACCAUGAUGUCUCAGUCUUAGAAGCUGUGGAGAUGUCACAGUGGGGCAAUGCAGCACCAUCAGUUGAGUUUGUGAUGGUAACCCAAGCCCUAAUGUGCCUUAUGGCUUGUAUCAGUCGGGAAUUAACCCUUUUAGUGCUGGGAAGGUAUUGACACCUUCACUGUUCUGAAGGGAUUAAUCACCAGCAUGCUUUGUGAGGAGAGUUUUUAUAUAUGGUGUUACUUCGUCCUGAUGUAUUUUGUCUGCACCUCUUGUGUGGCAUUUAAUAAAUGAUGUGUGUUUGAGGAGAUGCCAUUGGUCAACUCUUGCUUGAUUUUUAAAUCUCCUAUAGUCUUCCUACCUUCUAUAAGUGGCUUUGUCUAAGCUACACAAAAUAUGUAUAUGCUACAAUUACCAUUUGUUAAAUACUAAAACUUAAAUUGACAAUAAA